Molecule: messenger RNA, 2203 nt
Organism: Cyprinodon variegatus (sheepshead minnow)
Lineage: Eukaryota; Metazoa; Chordata; Actinopteri; Cyprinodontiformes; Cyprinodontidae
Product: ankyrin repeat domain-containing protein SOWAHA-like
Exons: 1
Coding region: 89-1444 (451 amino acids)
Molecular function (GO): protein binding
Source: RefSeq, a predicted model, not a curated record
CAGUGCUGCCAGGUGUCUGAACUGUGUGGCUGCUAAACAAGUUUCCUCCUUUUAUUUUUCUUUCUUUCUGACAUUGAUAGUUUUAUUCAUGGAUUUAACUCAGGAAUCCAUCAUUUCUCUGCUGGUGGAUGAAGGCGGCAAAAUUGAAAAAUCUGAUCUGGCUGAAAAAUUCAGUUCCUCAAUGGAGUGCGUCGAUCCGGAGGAGAGAGGUCGCCUUAGAGAGCUCUUCAAGACUUUGGUGAAUGACGUUGCCUUUGUUAAAGAGAUUGAGGGAGUCCGGUAUGUAUUGCUAAAAAAAAAGUACCGACAUUUGCUCAGAGGGAGCCAGAGGACUGAAACAUGUAAUCAUGAGAGUAAACAGGAGGUGUCAGGUGAGCCGGAGCAGAGUCCAUGUCUGCAAGAUGAAAAGACUGAGAAGUCAGUGGAUCCAGGAGGGUCAGCAGGUACUGAGGGUAAUUCAGCAGUUUUAUCUCCCAUCUUUCUGGCUCUGCAGAGGAGCCAAAUGGACACGUUCAGAAUGAGUAGGAUGCUGAAUUUUGAGGUAAAAGACAAGCAGGCAGAUGAAGCCAAGGAGCAGAGCAAACCCUUCGGUUUACCUCUGAGAGUGCCGCCAUCUCUCAGAGUGGAGAUCCACAGACCGAAUGUGAAUCAAGAACCCGACAAGAGCCCAGAACUAGACCCUUCCAGGAGCAGGAGAAAGCCGUCCAUGAUGGAGAGUCAUUCGCCAUUGUUGAGGAGGGCGGCGAGAAGCUCCAAGGUUCCAGAGGAACCCAAAGACUCAAGGAUGUCCUCCAUGUUCCCCAUGGAGCAGACUGAGCAUGAGUGGCUGGUGAAAUGCGCCGCAGGCCACUGGAGCCAGGUCCACGGCCUGCUGCUCAGCGACUGCCAGCUGGCAGAGAAGAAGGACUUCAUGUCAGGGUUCACCGUCCUGCACUGGGCAGCCAAGUGUGGAAACAGUAAGAUACUCUCUAAGGUGAUGGAUUUGUCUCGAGAACGAGGGGUUGAUAUCGACAUCAAUGCAAAAUCCCACGGGGGGUACACGCCUUUACACAUAGCCGCCCUGCAUGACCAGGAAUACAUCAUGGCCAUGUUGGUGGGCGAGUUUGGGGCCAAUGUUAAACUCAGGGACAACUGUGGGAAAAGGGCUUACCACUACCUGCACAAAGGCAUCUCCAAAACUGUGAAGGAGAUGUUAAGAGGAGCCCAAGCUGAGGUCAAAGCUCAGGAGGAGGACUCUCUUUCCCAGAGAGAGGAGCAGGACUUUCUGCCGGACCUUUCCAGAGGACUACACUCCAUAAGCCGCCUCUUCCAGCCAGCGGCGAUCAUGCACAAGAAGAAACACGGUCAGAGGUCCGGACUGUACUCGCUGAGCGAGGACCCCAAAGAGGAGCAGGAGGACUCUGCCUUCAGACACAGAGCCAUGUCCAACGCCUCCGUGUGCUGACGAAUGACGGAAAUGUUCAAACUUUAUUCUGGUAUAUACUCUAAAAACAUCCAACAGUUAAAUGAGACAAAUACCACAUGGCAAACCAGGUAUGAGCCAGAACAAGAUUAUCACUGUUUGAUAACCUUUAGUAAAAAUGCAACACUUUCACAAUUUUCAACAAAAAUCUCCAACCAAAAAUUAUAUAUAUUCAACAUAGUUCUACUUAUUUUACAAAAAAACAGACAGGAAAUAUCCCUGCUUCCGCUUAAACAUUCAUAUCGGGAAAAUUAAAGCUGUAAUAAACCAUAAUAUAUUUUUUUAUCUCCAUAUAUUGAGUUAAACAGAAGUUGGUAAAAUAAAUCAUAUCUAAGAUCAUCUGGACCCUUAAGCUCCAGCAAGCAAUAGACUUUAUUCUGCAGCUGCUCUGUUUUUAUUAAAGUAACACAUGCAUUACUAAGCCAGUAUUAACAGGUCAGUUAGUCAGGUUAGCUAUCUUGCUAACCUUAGAUUGAAAAAAGGCAUCUUUUUAAAUCUUUUUUUUUUUAUGUAUAAAAUAUCACAAAAAGCCAAAUUUAUCCUUGUAAGUAAUGGCUGUAUUAGCCUUCUUUCAGUUCGCUGAACAGCAGUGCACAGCAGCAAGUUAAGGAGUUAUCACACUUUUAUAACAAAGAUCAUGAUGAUCUAAUGGCUUUAUUUUAAAAAAGAAAAUGAUUAUUCUUUAAAAACGACUGCUGAUAAUGGGAGCUAUGUGGGUGAUCUUAUUCAUUGGUUUUUGUU